AUCGCAAUUUUUUGGCACGUCACAGCCGCGUCAUCAUGUCUCCGUGUCUGCUUUUAUCACUUUGGAAUUAAUUUGUUCAACAGUAUCAUACCUUAUCGACAACUUUAUAUGUGAACUAUAAAUUUUGGGCGGUUUUUCAUUUAGAGGCUUAAGAUGGAAAUUUUGAGUCAAGUGUCUAACACGCAGUUUAUGUUCACCGCUGCGGCUGUGGCUGUUGUUUUAGUAUGCGCAGCUCUCGUAUUUGUCUUCGGGUUCCGCUCAGCAGAACAGCCGCAGUUUGAUAAACUGCCUCUGGUAUUGGACGACAGAAAAUCGUCCAACAAGAAGAACAAAAAGAAGGACAAGAAGUCUUCACCCAACCGCGUAGUGACUGAUGAUGUGAAGACAAAGUCUGAAAGCUCCAAAAAGUCUCCAAGCAAGGAGAAGAAGGAGGAAAAAGUGAAAGAAGCAGAGAAGCCCAAGCCCAAGGAAAGACCCGCUGAGCCCAAACCUGUGAAGAAAGAGACAGGAGCCGGUGAUGCCAAGAAGAGUAAGAAAAACAAGAUUGUAGUUGAGGUUGAGAAGCCUGCUGAUUUUGAUGAUGGAGGCUGGCAAGAAGUGCCAAAGAAAAGUGACAAAAAGAAGGAACGCAAGCCAGUUGAGGAGAAGGACAAGAAGAAGGAAAGUCCUGCUAAGAAGAAUAAAAAGGUGAAAGAUGCUGAUGUUGAGGCUGCCAGACCGGUGGAGGAGCCUGCUGAGGAAACUAUUAAGGUCAUCAGUGCUGAAGGCCCACAUGUGGAUGAGGAUGCAGCCCGUGCCCUGCAAGCUCAAGUGGAAGAGCUCCAGCGUGUACUGAAAGAGGCAGAGCGUCGUGAGCAGGCUGCCCUUGGUGGUGUGGAGGAUGAGGAGUCCCCUGAAGUAGAGGAGCUGACUGAUGUUAAAGAUCUCCGUAGCAACAAGAAAAAGGAAAACAAGGAAAAACAAAUUAGGAAGAAAUCUGUAGAGAUUUCCGCAGCCAAGAGUGUCCCGAAACAAGAGUCUGUGGAGAAGGACACCUCCGACUCUGAGAAACAAGACAGCCAAAAUGCUUUGGCCUUUGAUGAGUUAGGCGACACUUGGACCGACGCGAAAGUGUCCAAAAAGAGCAAAAAGAAGGCUCGCAAAGACCAGUGAAGGGUGAGUUGUAGAAACAGGGUCCAGCUGGGCACUCCGCCCCGUUGCUAGCUCAAUGCCACUCACCCCUGAUAAAAUUAUCUACCUGUAGCUGCUAACAUACUCGAAGUGAACAUGCUAUUCUGUUGCCAUUCAUACAAACCUCAAGUUUAAAGUCUAAAUUACCACUCAGUUCAGGGUUGUAGUUUUACAGGGUGUGAAAGUUGUUUAUAUUUUAAGUUUUAAUACCUUAACUUUCUUACACAUUCAGUUAACUUUCGUCCAUGUUUUUAGUUUCAUAUUUUAUUGUACAUUUAGCUCGUUGACUUGUUUUCAUAAUAAUUUAAUUAUUGUUUUCAAUAAUAGAGCAUAAUAUUUUUUUAUGAGUCAUAAUUCAUUAUGUAUUUGGAGAACUUUAAUGUGAAUUUUGGGAAUCUGCAAUAUGUUCCGUGUUAUGUAUUUACUUUGUUACUAUGUGAGGAAUGCGAUUUAAUUAAUGGGGGCUCGUAUUCUGAGGAACACAGUUGUUACCUGCGCGCGCGAUACUUAAGUACUAGGUUAUCCAGAAGGAUAUCAACAUCCGAUUUACAACGAAAUUAUUCUAUGUAUCUACGAAAUCUUUCGGUAUCUUUCCCUAAUAUGUUAUUCAUGCAGACAAUCUGCCACAUUAUGUUUUCAAAAAUAUUUUUAACUUUUUCUUCCAUCGCGCGCGUGUUGUAUUAUAUACUCUAUCUAUUUCCAUACUUACGUAGACCUAUAUUGUACCUCUAGUUGUAGAACUGUAUAUCCGGUAAUAAUAUAUUUGAGAUCUUCUGGUGCUUGUAGUAAAUAAGUCUUUUCUCCUUUCAUUCCAUUUGUGUGCAUUUCAUCCUUCCGUAAUAGUUGUCCGUAGAUGUCAUUCCUGCUAAAUAUUUUAAUAUAAAAUUACUUUGACGAUGUCAUCUCGUUUAUGUAAUUUAGUUGAACACCAACUAAUUAUUUUAUGUCAAUAAUCAGUGUUGUGAUUUACCCAUGACAAAAUAUGUGAUGAGACCUGAAUUGGACCAAUCCGAGUAAAUACGCGGUUUUACGUCGUAACGUCUUAUAUAAUUAUAUUUAAAUUAUAAAUGAUUAAUUGGUUUUGUGUUUCUGCGUCGUAGUAGAGUAAUAUAUAAUGUUAAUUAUUCCGUUUACAAUACAAAUUUAGAUAUUGUGGAUAUCUUCCGUCCGGACCUAAUGUGCUUUCUCUUAAAGUUUAGCACAAUCGACAUGAUUUGAUUCCUUUAUUUAUGAUGUCAUUAAAUAAAACAAUAUUACAUAUCCAUGUUGCUAAAGUUAAAGCAAAUAUUUAUAUCCUAUUGUAAAAUAUAGCAGUCUCAGAUUGUUACAAUUUGUAACAAUUACUAUUUUAUUGCAGAUUCCUAUUUUGUAAACCUAGUUUUAAGAAUAAUUCUAGUGUAGCGCUGCUAAACAAUCAUUUAAAAAUUUGAAAUGUCUUUAAAUGCAAAUAAUUUAUUAUUACUUUUAAAUAAUAGGAUAAAAUGCGAGAAUGUUACAAUGUGGUUAGAAAUUUGUUGCUAACAAAGACAAAAUCUGUGUAAACACAAGAAUAAUAGUCUCAGUACUCGUUUGUCUUGGACUUGGGCUGUGAAAUGUUUCAUUGGCACAUACAGCGUUCAUGACGUACAUGUACAUACGUCGAUGUAUCUGAAUGAAAUUAUAUCUCGCGAGUGAUCUUGUAUCUCCAUUUCAUCUACCUGUAUAAUUUAUUUAUUUUGCAUGUUGUUGAUAUUACCCUGUGAUAUCUACUAGUUCCAGGGCAAGGGUCUGUAGUAUUUCGUUGCAAUAGCUAGACGUUAGUGUUCUUACUACGACUUCUCUAGCACUUGAACUUACCAUUCAUUUUGUUAUUCUAUAUUUAAGCAUAUCGUAGGAGAUUUUUUUCCAGUUGUGGUUCCAUAUCUAUUUGCGUUUCUUUUUAGUCUAAUUCUAUUCUGUACUUAGGGCCUACAUUUAUAAGAAUUUAUCAUCUAGUGAGCUGUCGAAGAUGAAUUAAAUUCGUAUAUCGAUAUAGGUAUAACUAUAAUGAUGUAAAGAUAUUUUUGGCUUCAUAUUCAUAAAGUAGUUUGUAGUGACGGGAUCCCGCGCCUGCGCGAGCCAGGUGUGGACAAUGCCAACGUAUAGAGACACUGUAUCUUGAUAAUGUUGUUGUUUUAUAGGCUCUAAAGUAAUUAAUAUAAUGAAUGUGUAAUAUAAAUAUUUUUUUAAAUCAAUAAAGAGUGAUAU
Molecule: messenger RNA, 3396 nt
Organism: Spodoptera litura
Lineage: Eukaryota; Metazoa; Arthropoda; Insecta; Lepidoptera; Noctuidae
Source: RefSeq, a predicted model, not a curated record